AUGAGCGAACAAGACGCGGUCGAAUGCAAACUAGACACAUCGACAGAGCCAGGAGAGAUGCAAACCGUUGUGUCCAAUUACACGCCGAAUUUGAUAAGACAGGCAGACAGAUUGAUCGACGUUCACGGCUACAGCGACGCUUCAUACACUGAGUACCAGUAUGGGGAGGAGGACAGGCUCAGUCCUGAUGUUCAAGAUGAGAAGAUAAAUGUAGAUGAUGAGGAUCGAGAUGAGGAAUUAGUUAUAGCUGAUGAUGAUGUGUCUGAGAAAAAUGAUAGCACAGAACAAAGAGAUGAUGCAGACAGUGUACACAAGGAUACUCAUAACGUUAGCGAUAACGUGGACAGAGAAGAAAACGUUGAACUGUCGUGGCAUCCUCAUGUGUAUGGGAAACCUCCGAAGAAACCAACGCCUCACACUAUAGAAUAUAUUUUAGGUUUAUCGAAGGAAGGUACGACCAAAGAGGAACCGAAGCGGUCAACGGUCAGCCAGCUAAUGAAUGUCAAACGCAAUUUCGAAAGCAAAAAGAAUUUCUCCUGCCAAGAGAAAAGUUCGCAAGUGCAGAGGGACUUGACGGAUAGGAAGUUUAAUAUAAAUGUACAUAAGAAUAAGCUUCAGGAACAGUUGCUCCAGCGGGGUGUUAGAACUAGUGACAGUGGGUACGAGAGUGUGUUCGCGUUUAAGAGUGAUGACCAGCCACUGAACUUGUCCGUGCCGAAGUCCAAGGACUCGCCGGUGUGGAGCGGCGCUGAUGAAGAUAAGCUAGGGAAAGAUUCAAAAUUGAUGAAACGAAAGAAAUCCACCGAGGACGUUCGUUCCCCCCUAGGAGGGGAGGGGUCCAUGACCAGUGAGGAGGGAGAAGAAGUGGGCAGGCGUAAGAAAGCUCGUACCACUUUCACGGGUCGGCAGAUCUUCGAGCUGGAGAAGCUUUUCGAAGUGAAGAAGUACUUGUCUUCUGGCGAGAGAGCUGAUAUGGCCAAACUGCUGAAUGUUACGGAAACUCAGGUAAAAAUAUGGUUCCAGAAUAGAAGAACGAAGUGGAAGAAGAAGGACAACGUAUCUAACGCAGAAGUGGCAGAGAUAAAGCAGCAGAACAAGCCCGGUGGAGAAGAAAAGCCAGAAGAACCAAAGGACCCCCUAGCUCUUGACAUGUCCAAGAAGACUUGCAACAAAAUACUCAGUGAGAAGUUAAGAAGUACAAAAAUAGUCACUCAGAACCUGCCAAAACCUAGAAGAGUAGAAAAGGGAGUAGUACUUGAAACGAUAUGCGACGCCAAUGACGUAGAAAGUAGAAUAUCGAUCACUAAAAUAACGAAUAAACUUUCAAAUACAGACUUAUCUGAGACUGUAUCAGUAAAAAGUUUUAAUCCUGAAGAAGUUAAGGAUAAAUAUGAUUCGUUGAGCAGAGACGUUGAAAUGUGAACUGCGAAAGUAGUUUGUGGUCUAAGACGAUCUCUUCUAGGUUAUUUUUGUAAAAUAGUUUGUGUGUUUGGACAAAAUCUCUCGGCGAGUGCUACAAUACAUUUUGGUUAAAGGAAAUCAAAUAUUUUAUCAAGUUUCUGAACGUAAAUCAAUUUACAAAUUAUGUAUUAU
Melitaea cinxia (Glanville fritillary) is the source of this 1593-nucleotide messenger RNA. RefSeq lists its product as uncharacterized. Gene Ontology annotation, cellular component: nucleus. Lineage: Eukaryota; Metazoa; Arthropoda; Insecta; Lepidoptera; Nymphalidae. Gene Ontology annotation, molecular function: RNA polymerase II cis-regulatory region sequence-specific DNA binding; DNA-binding transcription factor activity, RNA polymerase II-specific. The record is from RefSeq and is a predicted model, not a curated record. The transcript is spliced from 3 exons. Bases 1 to 1422 code for a protein of 473 amino acids. Gene Ontology annotation, biological process: regulation of transcription by RNA polymerase II; cell differentiation.